AUGGUGAAAGAUUCUUCGGCUACCGAUGUUGAAAUGAAGGAUGUUUCCAGCCCGGCCAGUAGCACUGGGGCUGUUAAUGGCGUGGACAAAGAAGAGGUUAAGAAAGAUCCUGAUCUGUUAACACUUGAAGAUAUAAAAGAACAUGUUAAACACAUAGAAAAAGCUGUAUCUACCAAGGAGCCACGUUUUAUGUCACGUGCCAUCCGUGGCUUGGUGUCUAUUCGAAGAAGAAUUAACCAUUCUGUAUUGAGACGACUCCUCACAGCCUACCUGGGCACACAACUCUCGGGACAGGUGCUUUGUGGGUUUUUGGAAGAGCCGAUGGAAACCAAUAAUGCUCUGGUUCAGUUCCGCCCACGUACAGGGAAAUUGGCUAAUGCUCCUCUUCUGUUGGAGGUUGAAGUUUAUCUUCAUUUGUUGGUUGUCAUUUAUUUGAUUGAUAUCAAGAAAUAUGCAGAGGGUGUUAAAUGUGCUGAGUUAUUAAUGGACAAAAUUACCUCACAGAAUCGUCGCACAUUGGACAUGUUAGCAGCCAAGUGUUACUUUUAUUAUUCAAGAGUUUAUGAGUUGACCAACCAGCUUGAUAAAAUUCGUAGUUUUCUCCAUGCUCGUCUUCGUACAGCAACCUUAAGAUCAGAUUUCGAAGGUCAGGCAGUACUGCUAAAUCUUUUGCUUCGUAAUUAUUUACAUUUCAACUUGAUUGAACAGGCUGGCAAACUUGUGCUCAAGUCCACAUUUCCAGAUGGUGCAGCCUCUAAUAAUGAACUGGCCAGAUUUCUUUAUUACCUUGGCCGAAUAAAAGCUGCCCAGUUAGAAUAUACGGAUGCCCAUAAGAAAUUGACCCAGGCUAUUAGGAAAGCUCCUCAGCACACUGCGGUUGGAUUCAAACAGACUGUCCAUAAACUUGCUAUUACUGUUGAACUUUUGCUUGGCAACAUCCCUGACCGUUCUAUCUUCAGGCAACCUUGCUAUAGAAAAACAUUGGCUCCAUAUUUUCAGUUGACACAAGCUGUGAAAAAGGGCAGUUUAGAAAUCUUCAAUGAGGUGCGCAAUGUCACCUCUUCUAUGCACAGUCACCUACCCAGUCCUGCUGCUGAUCUCCCAGGGCAGGACAAAUAUCUCUUUCUACCAGUUUGGUUUCUUUGA
Molecule: messenger RNA, 1146 nt
Organism: Acanthosepion pharaonis
Lineage: Eukaryota; Metazoa; Mollusca; Cephalopoda; Sepiida; Sepiidae
Source: the annotation of a GenBank genome assembly